AUGGCUGACGCGCAUGAUGCCGAGAAGUUCGACCCGGCUGUUCGCGUUACCUCGCCUUCGUCCAACGUCUACAAAACUGGGAAUUUGGCCUUUGUUGGCGAGCAAGGCGGAAAUGGAUCGCUACCAACCUUCCAGGAAGCCACUGGUGCACCUGUCGAGCAACAUUCCCCGUUGGGGUACAAAGUUCAGUGGUUCACCAUUAUUUUCCUGAAUAUCGGGCAAAUGAUUGGAACUGGUGUUUUUUCAACCCCGGCAUCAAUCUUGACAAACACUGGCUCAGUCGGCUUGGCAUUGAUGUACUGGGUCAUCGGAUUCGUAAUUUCAUGCUGUGCUCUCGGAGUGUACCUCGAGCUAGCCUCCAACUUUCCAUCCCGUUCCGGAGCCGAAGUCGUCUACCUGGAACAAGCUUAUCCGCGUCCGCGAUACUUCUUUCCAACGACAUUUGCGGUUCAGUCGGUGUUGCUAUCUUUUAGCAGUAGUAACGCAGUUGUCCUGGCUCAAUAUGCGUUUAAGAUGAGUGAUUACAGCCCCUCAAACUGGGAGCAAAAGGGCGUAGCUGUUGCAAGUUACACACUUGCUGUUGUCUUGCUUGUUUUGAGCGAUAAGCUUGCCAUUUGGCUUUCGGAUAUCUUUGGAUUCAUCAAGGUUUUGACUCUCAUUUUUGUCAGCAUAACCGGCCUUGUCGUCCUCGGUGGCCACACUUCUGUUCCCGAUCCACACGCCAACUUCCGCGAUGCCUUUGCCGGCACUUCCAGCAAUGGAAAUGCUAUGGCAAAUGCUUUGGUGAAGAUCACAUUCGCAUAUGAAGGAUUUCAAAACGCUUUCAACGUGAUGAACGAAAUCAAGAAUCCCGUCCGCACCGUUAAGAAAAGUGCACCGAUCUCGCUGCUGAUCGUUGCUAUUAUGUACAUGCUUUGCAACAUCGCUUUUUUUGCUGCUGUUCCCAAAGAUGAGCUGAAAACUGCCGAGCAGACCGCCGCCACACUUUUCUUCACCAAAGUCUUUGGCAAAAAAGCUGCCCAAGGGCUCAAUAUUCUGGUCAUUAUCAGCGCGUUUGGAAACCUGAUUUCGGUGCUGAUCGGUCAAUCACGAAUGAUCCGCGAAAUUGGACGACAAGGCGUCCUGCCUUGGCCUAAGUUUUGGACUACAACCAAACCUUUCGGAACACCAAUUGGACCAUACUUGUUGAAAUGGGGAAUGACAACGCUCAUGAUCGUGGCGCCACCCGCUGGUGAUGCGUUUAACUUUGUCGUUGAUCUCCAAACAUACCCCAACUCCAUUUUCUACUUCCUCAUGACAGUCGGCCUGUACUUGAUCCGACGCCAACGCAAGCGGAUUGGAAUCGGACGGUCCGAGUUCCGUUGCUGGGACCCUGCUGUGAUUUUGUUCCUGGCCGUCAACCUUUUCCUCCUGAUCAUGCCCUGGUAUCCUCCGGAAGGCGGAGCGACUGGCGGCGAUGUCAGCUUCUGGUACGGUACCUAUUGUAUCGUUGGAAUCGGAAUUAUUCUUGUAUGCGGCUUCUACUACUGGAUUUGGAUUUACGUACUGCCAUACUUUGGUAAGUAUGAGAUGAGGCAGACUGUUUUAACCUUGGAUGAUGGCUCGGUUACACAUAAAUUGGUCAAGGUGCCGAAAGACCAGUUGGAGCAGUGGGAUGCGGAACAUGAUGUGUCUGGGCAUUCAAUUCACCGGGACACUAUGGAGACUGCAAAGGAAAGGUAGAUAGCAGAUACUGUACUUGCUAGGGCGGCUUAUUUUGGUUCGUGAAGCGGAACUAGUCC
Molecule: messenger RNA, 1781 nt
Organism: Aplosporella prunicola CBS 121167
Lineage: Eukaryota; Fungi; Ascomycota; Dothideomycetes; Botryosphaeriales; Aplosporellaceae
Exons: 11
Coding region: 1-1722 (573 amino acids)
Biological process (GO): amino acid transmembrane transport
Cellular component (GO): membrane
Molecular function (GO): L-amino acid transmembrane transporter activity
Source: RefSeq, a predicted model, not a curated record